This is a messenger RNA of Triplophysa rosa, 2867 nucleotides long. RefSeq names its product YTH N6-methyladenosine RNA binding protein C1 (gene ythdc1). The record is from RefSeq and is a predicted model, not a curated record. The coding region runs from base 189 to 2243 and encodes 684 amino acids. NCBI's taxonomy places the organism in Eukaryota, Metazoa, Chordata, Actinopteri, Cypriniformes, Nemacheilidae. Gene Ontology annotation, cellular component: nucleoplasm. Gene Ontology annotation, biological process: regulation of alternative mRNA splicing, via spliceosome; mRNA splicing, via spliceosome. The transcript has 16 exons. Gene Ontology annotation, molecular function: N6-methyladenosine-containing RNA reader activity; mRNA binding.
CAAUCGUCGCGCGAGAGGAAGAGCCGCCAUUUUACAGCAGACACACGCACUCACACGACAAAAACACACGACUGCGUGUGUGAGUUUGAUUUAAAACAGCCGUGAACUUACACGGUUAUCAAACACACGCAUUUAUAGUGAGAGAAAAAGAUAGCUAAAGGUUGUGGUCAAUCCAAAGCGGGCUGAAUAUGUCCGUCGACAGGAGGGAUGAGAAAGAUGGAGAACUGAAUGUACUGGAAGAUAUUUUGACGGAUGCUCCCGACCAGGACGACGAGCUCUACAACCCAGAAAGCGAACAUGAUAUUAAUGCGAAAAAGGGGUCUAAAAGGAAGAACGAACGAGGAGACAGUCAGGACGCAAAGCGGCUCAGAUCCUCAGGACACACCACCAGACAGACGGCGAAGAGAGCCGGCCAUUCUGCAGGAUCAAACGGCAAAAAGAGCAGCAAUCCCAGAGGAAGACGUGCACCCGAUGACCUGUAUGAGGACAGAAAGAGCCACGGCGGAAGAGGGAGCGCUCCUCAGUCCGAUCUGUCUAAAGGAUAUGGUGAGAAAGGCGUGUCACGCAGCAGAGAGUCCCAAAGACGGAUCAAACCGCUGAUGCGAGACCUCACUGAGAUACGGAAGACCAGUGAGGACAGCACGGGCAGAGUAAGCCGCUCUUCCAGAGACGAGGAGGAGGCGGCUCAUUCAGAGGAGUACGUGUCCGAUCAGGAGACUGCCAGCUCCGCCGCCGCCUCCUCUGAGGGAAACUGCUCUGAAGUAGAGGAGGAGGAGGUCAUGGAGGAGGAAGGAGAGAAGGAAGGGGAGGAGGAGGAAGAGGAGGAAGAAGAGGAGUAUGAGCUGGAGGAAGAGGAAGAGGACCCACGAGAGGCCACCGAACAGAACGACUAUGACACCCGCAGUGAGGCCAGUGACUCCCAGUCUGAGUCUGUUUCCUUCUCAGAUGGCGAGUCUGUGCAUUCCGUCUCAGGCUCUGAGGCUUCAGGCUCUAAGAAACACGAGAAACUGUCGUCUUCUGUCCGGGCCGUGAGGAAGGCCAUUUCACUCACUCUCGGUAAAGAUCAAACCAGCAAGCUGAAGUAUGUCCUGAGAGAGGCCAGAUUUUUCCUUAUCAAGAGCAACAACCACGAGAAUGUUUCUCUAGCUAAAGCAAAGGGUGUGUGGUCCACUCUGCCUGUCAAUGAGAAGAAACUCAACGCGGCUUUUCGCUCGGCCCGAAGCGUCUUACUGAUCUUCUCUGUCAGGGAGAGCGGGAAAUUUCAAGGUUUUGCUCGUCUCUCUUCUGAGUCUCAUCACGGAGGAUCUCCCAUCCACUGGGUGCUGCCCGCAGGCAUGAACGCCAAGAUGCUCGGAGGAGUCUUCAAAAUCGACUGGAUUUGCAGGCGUGAAUUACCUUUUACCAAAACGGCCCACCUUACCAACCCGUGGAACGAGCACAAGCCUGUGAAGAUCGGACGUGACGGACAGGAGAUCGAACUGGACUGCGGGACACAGCUGUGCAUGCUCUUCCCCCCCGACGAGAGCAUCGAUUUGAAUCAGGUCAUUCACAGAAUGCGCCACAAGAGGAGGAUGCACUCCGAGCCUCGGUCUCGGGGCCGACCCCCCCACAGAGAGCCCGCCCCUCGAGACCCGGGAAGGCGUCGUCCAGAGGAAUAUGACAUGCACAACCGGAAGCGGCCCAGGAUGGAUUAUCCUCCAGAAUUCCCACAGAGACCAGGGUUCAUGCAGGACCCUCGCAACGCACACGUGGACAGGCGUUUCACUGGUGUCAGAAGAGACGUGUUCCUUAAUGGAUCUUAUAAUGACUACAUGAGAGAAUUCCACCACACCAUGGGUCCUCCACCACCGUGGCAGGGAAUGGCGCCGUACCCCGGAAUGGAGCACCCGCCUCAGCACCCGUACUACCAGCAUCAUCCUCCGCCACCACAGGCCCACCCGCCGUACUCCGGACAUCACCCCGUGCCCCAUGACGCCCGCUUCAGAGAGAAAAGGGUUGUUCGCUCUUUUGCUUCCAGUCUGCAUGACUAUGACAUGCGCGUGGACGACUUCCUGAGACGCACGCAGGCGGUGGUGAGCGGACGCAGGAGCAGACCGCGCGAACGAGACCGUCAGAGAGAGCGAGACCGCCCACGUGACGCCCGGCGGGACAGAGAGAGGGAGCGCGGCAGAGAGCGAGACCGUGAGAGAGAGCGGAUUCGAGAUCGCGAGAGAGAGAAGGAGAGAGGCCGUUACCGGAGAUAAUAAUGCUUCUAAAUCUGUUUUUCCCCCAUUUGUUUUGUAGAUAAUGUUCGUUUUUUUACAAUGAGCUGUUCGUCAGAAAGCGGAAUUAAAUCUGUGCUUUUUACUCUGUUUUCUCAAACUGCCAUUGUAUCAUGUAAGCAGUGCAUCAAGCUGAACUGUGAAACCAAAAAACUUUUACCCUCACAUCUUUUAUUGCUUUUUUUAAAUAAUCGGUUCUUGAGUUAAACGUUGGAUUUUUCAUUUUGGAUUGUGAGGGAUGUUCCUGUACUGUCUGGUUAUCACAAUUUUUAAGCGUCUGUGACCGUGUUUGCUAGCUCUGCGCUUGUCUUUGUGUAUUGCGUUGUACAUUUAAAUGAAGUCAUAUUCGGUGGCACUGCUAAAUAUGACUGUUGUAUCUAAUGUGUUGCUUUAGACUCGUUUCCUGGUGUUUGGAUUGGGAAAUGAGCUGUUCCUUAUGUCAAAUGGAAGAAUCCUAAAUGUUAUAAAGGUUUGUAAAAGGACUCGAGACAUUUGUGUUUGGAGAAGUUGUUUUGUACGAACAAAUCGAAGUGAAUCGCUGCUGUUUUGUGUUUAUCGGAAUGAAGCAUUAAAUCACAAAUAAAAACUUUGCAUUUUUUAAAUCGA